AUGGCAGCUAAGUUCAUCGUACUCGCGGUUUUAGUAGCUGCUGCUCAAGGCAGCGGAAUCCACGGUGCUGACUACACCAGCUUCUCCUACGGAGUAGCAGACCCCCACACCGGUGACGUCAAGAGCCAGCACGAGACCCGCCACGGAGACAAUGUGGUCGGCCAAUACUCUCUGCUUGAAUCUGACGGUACUAGGAGGACAGUCGACUACGCAGCUAAUGCCCACACCGGAUUCAACGCCAUCGUACGCAAAGACCCAGCUCUCGUCGGACAUGUUGCCCACGCUGCCCCUCUUGUAGCCGCCCCUGUUGCUCACGCUGCUCCAGUCGUCGCCCAUGCCGCACCUUUGGCUUACGCUGCUCACGCUGCACCAGUCGCCGUUGCUGGACCCUCCGUAUCCUACUCUGCACACUCUACCUCUGUUAACCACGGAGGCGUAGCUGUUGCUGCCCAUGCUGCUCCUCUUGCCUACGCUGCACCCCUUGCCCAUGGUGCUUACGCCGCACCCUUGGCUCACGGUGCUCACGCCGCCCCCCCCCUCGCCCAUGGUGCUUACGCCGCACCCUUGGCUCACGGUGCUUACGCCGCCCCCCUCGCCCAUGGAUACGGCGCUCUCGCGCAUGGUGCCCACGGACUCGGCUUACAUUACUGA
Leptosia nina is the source of this 651-nucleotide messenger RNA. NCBI's taxonomy places the organism in Eukaryota, Metazoa, Arthropoda, Insecta, Lepidoptera, Pieridae. The record is from the annotation of a GenBank genome assembly.